AUUGCCCUCUUCAUUAUGCAUUCAUCAUGCAAAAUUGAGGUCUCCUAAAUGACAUAUAUGUUUGCUUUUUAAUAUAUGUGUGCAAUUUUAUUUUUAUUUGAUUUGUAAAGAGAAAGGUUCCAUUGCCAUCCACUUUAAAUUCUCAAACCUUUUGAAACUGUUCAUGAGUACAUGUGGGGUAGAAGUGAUCACAUCCGGUGGAGGUUUGGUCAUUCUCCGGCGAACCUGGCCACUUUAUAGUUUCAAGUGGAAGAAGCAUAGGAUAUAUAUAGUAUAAGUGCCAAGGAUAUGUUAGAAUGUGCUGUCAAGCAGCACAUCAAUCAUAUUCCCUCUCAGCCCCAUAAAUAAAUGUGGCUCAGGGGUUUCUAAUGAACACACUCACAACUCACACAUCAUCUCUGAGCCCCUUAUUGCUAGCUCUUCACUAAUUUUCUCUCAAGAACAAGAGAGAAUUAUGAAGUUCUCUAAGCAAUUUGAAGGCCAGCUUGUGCCUGAAUGGAAAGACGCUUUUGUUGAUUAUUGGCAACUCAAGAAAGACCUCAAGAAGUUUCAUCUCCUUAAUAAUAUUAAUGAUCCUAAUACUAUUACCACUUCACCCACCUCAACCAGGAACCAACAGCAUAACUCUUUAGCUAACACCAUAGUUUCUUCUCUUGGGAAAAUCUCUUUAUUCAGCCACCAUCAUCAUAGAGAACAUGGUGCCAUUCAAGUGCAUAAGAAGCAUGCAAGUUCAGCUAGCAAGGAUGAUAUGUAUGAGACUGAAUUGCUGGAUCAAUUUGUGGAUACUGAUGCUGCACAAGAGUUUUUUGCAUGUUUGGACAGGCAACUCAACAAAGUGAACCAGUUCUACAAGACUAAGGAGAAGGAGUUCUUGGACAGAGGGGAGUCCUUGAAGAAACAGAUGGAAAUUCUCAUCGAACUCAAAACCGCCCUCAAGUGGCAGCGUGCCAAAGGAGCUUCUUCCCAGGAUGCCAAGGAGGAUCCUUCUAUUUCUUGCACCAUCUCUUCCUGUGAUGAGGAGUCCAUUAAGGACAGAACAGAACAAGAACAACUACAAGAUCAGCAGCAAGACAGCAGCACGGAUGACUUGGAAAAAAAUGAUGUUGGGUUGGCAGAGUCACCAGGAUCAGAGGAAAUUGGGAAAUCAAUGAGAAUGAAAGGAGAAGAUGGCAAACUCAGGACACUGUCAAGUCAUUUUUUCAAUUGCCAGGGGAAGAACUUACGAAUUAAUAUACCUCUAACAACUCCAUCUCGUACGUUCUCGGCAAUCAGUUACUUGGUCUGGGGAGAUUUAGUUAACCAGUCAUCCAAAAAAUUUUCUGAAGGAAGUAGGCUGCAUAUCAACAAAACAAAGAUCCAUCAUGCAGAGAAGAUGAUAAGAGGAGCUCUCGUUGAGCUCUACAAAGCGUUGGGUUAUCUCAAGACCUACAGGAACUUGAACAUGCUUGCUUUUAUAAAGAUUCUGAAGAAGUUUGACAAAGUUACUGGAAAGCAAGUUCUUCCCAUUUAUCUAAAAGUAGUCGAGAGCUCCUAUUUCAACAGCUCAGAUAAGGUUAUGAAUUUAGCUGAUGAAGUGGAGGAGUUAUUUGUCAAGCACUUCGCUGAAGAUGACCAUAGAAAGGCGAUGAAAUAUCUUAAGCCUCAGCACCGUAAAGAAUCACAUUCUGUAACCUUCUUCAUUGGACUGUUCACUGGAUGCUUCAUUGCUCUCCUUGUUGGAUAUGUAAUUAUGGCUCACAUAACAGGAAUGUACAGACCACAACCGGAUACAAUGUAUAUGGAAACUGUAUACCCUGUACUAAGCAUGUUCAGCCUAUUAUUUCUACACUUCUUUCUGUAUGGUUGCAACAUUUUUAUGUGGAGGAAAACCCGUAUAAAUUAUAGCUUCAUCUUUGAGCUGGCCCCUACCAAGGAGCUUAAGUACAGAGAUGUGUUCUUGAUAUGUACCACCUCAAUGACCGCUGUAGUAGGAGUUCUGUUUAUUCAUUUGUCACUUGUCACAAAAGGGUAUUCAUUUACCCAAGUUCAAGCAAUUCCUGGCCUUCUCUCAUUGGUCUUCUUAAUGUUACUUUUGUGCCCGUUGAACAUUUUCCAUCGAUCAAGCCGUUAUCGCUUCCUUUGUGUGAUCAGGAACAUCAUACUAUCACCUCUCUAUAAGGUUCUCAUGCUGGACUUCUUCAUGGCUGAUCAACUCUGUAGUCAGGUGCCAAUGCUAAGGAAUCUAGAAUAUGUAGCUUGUUACUAUAUAACUGGCAGCUUCAAAAAUCAGGACUACGGUUAUUGUAUGAGAGCAAAACAUUACAGGGAUUUCGCUUAUGCAGUGUCCUUCCUACCCUAUUACUGGAGGGCCAUGCAGUGUGCCAGGCGCUGGUUUGACGAAGGGCAGACAAGCCACCUUAUUAAUCUGGGCAAAUAUGUAUCAGCAAUGUUAGCAGCAGGAGCCAAAGUAGCUUAUGAGAAAGAAAGGAGUGUUGGAUGGCUGUGUCUUGUUGUCAUCGUGUCAAGUGCUGCAACUGUGUACCAAUUAUAUUGGGACUUUGUAAAGGAUUGGGGGUUGCUUCAAAUGAAUUCCAAGAACCCCUGGCUAAGGAAUGAAUUAAUGCUUCGUCGAAAGAUCAUUUACUACUUUUCCAUGGGAUUGAACCUUGUUCUCAGGCUGGCUUGGCUACAAACAGUUCUCCAUUCAAGUUUUGGGCAUGUUGAUUACAGAGUAACUGGCUUAUUUUUAGCAGCCCUUGAAGUCAUCAGAAGAGGAAUGUGGAAUUUUUUCAGACUGGAGAAUGAGCAUCUAAAUAAUGCUGGCAAGUUUCGAGCAGUGAAGACAGUGCCACUUCCAUUUGAAGAGGAUGAGGAAGAUUGAUGCCUGAUUGGCAACAGUUGCUUACCGAAUUCGAUUCAAUGGGAACCCCAGAUGUUUUCCAGUUGAAUCCUUCCAAGAAAAACCUUAUUGCCUUUUACAAGUUGAUGCAACAACUAACCAGACAUCAACUUGAUUUUUAUUGUUCCCUGGAUAUUGGAACAAAGUGGUACAUACUUGUAUACUAAAAUCUCUUCAACAAAGAAAAGAAACUAAUGCAAAUGCAUGCAGUUUCAUUAAAUA
Messenger RNA from Mangifera indica (mango), 3100 nucleotides. RefSeq names its product phosphate transporter PHO1 homolog 1-like. The coding region runs from base 455 to 2860 and encodes 801 amino acids. Gene Ontology annotation, cellular component: trans-Golgi network; plasma membrane; Golgi apparatus. The record is from RefSeq and is a predicted model, not a curated record. Gene Ontology annotation, molecular function: inositol hexakisphosphate binding. The transcript is spliced from 13 exons. Gene Ontology annotation, biological process: phosphate ion transport; cellular response to phosphate starvation. NCBI's taxonomy places the organism in Eukaryota, Viridiplantae, Streptophyta, Magnoliopsida, Sapindales, Anacardiaceae.